UUCUAUUUCAGAUGGCAGCUGUAUAGGUGUGCAUCUGUUUGACCAACACUGAUUUGGCGCCAAACAUUUCAUUUGUGAUACAAUUUUACACAAUCGUCAAAUAUAUUUUAUAUUUCGUGUUUACUUUUGAAUAAUGGCCUAUGAUCGAAGUUCGAUGCGUUAUGCGCACACCGAUGGAUUCACCAACGUUACUUUCACCGAUGACGAUGAAUUCAUAAUUACUUGCGGCUCUGACGGGGACAUCCGCAUGUGGCGUGGCAUAUACGACGAUGAUCCCAGCUCCACUUGCCUUGGUGAGUUCGUUGUGUGUAUUGCACAUAACAACAAACGUCUACUGGCUUCCACCGACAGAAAUACUGUACAAGCAUAUACAUAUCCUGACCUGGACAGUGAUGGUACUUUAAUGCGCUUUACUGCACCAGUGACUUGCCUUCGUAUGCAUACAAAAUAUAUAGCUGCUGGUUCAGAUGAUACAAACAUUAAAGUCUUAAAAAGUGAUGACAGUAAAAGCGAAUUGCAUUUACAAGGGCACAGUGGUCCAGUGCUAGGGCUGGAUAUUUGCCACAAAGGUGAAUUGCUCGCUUCCAUAGCAGGGGAUGGUUAUUUGAAAAUUUGGAACCUAGAUCAGGGAGGAGCAGAAGUGAAAAGUGUCAGUGGCUUGCCGAAAACAAAUAGCUUUGAGAAUGCCGAGUAUUUCGGAACACCUUGCUUCGAGCCACAGAACAGCAAAGCAUUGGCUUAUGUUCAAGGGAAAGAGGUUUAUGUACUGAACACAGACACAUGGGAAGUGAAAUUUACACUAUCCGACGACCGUAUCAAAGGAGAUUAUACAUGCUGUCGCUUUUCGAAAGAUGGGCAAUUUCUUGCAGCAGGUACAACAAAAGGCGAAAUAAGUGUUUUUGAUUUUUUGCGCAAGCAAUCUUUGAAGACGGAACCUCCCGCAAGCGAAUGUCAAUCCAUCACUUGCAUAACUUGGAAUGCAGCAGGCAAUGAAUUGGCCUAUUGUGAUGUAACUGGUCAGUUAGGUACGCUAUUUCGUACGAAAGGCACAAAUGGAGGGGUAUUUGCAGAUGGUGAAUCGGAGGAAGUUGAUUUCGGGGACAUUCAAUUCAAUGAUGAUAACGACGAUUUGGUUAGCGGCAGUGGUUUGGGCGCAGAUGAAGAAAAUCGUGGAGAUUGCGAUGACGAUGAUGGCAUUUCAAUUGAACGUCUAAAAAACCAAGUGAUGCGCAAGGCUGAUGGCUACGGUGAUGGCCUGGAAGAAGACACAAGAGACUCUUUACCCAAAUCUGUGAAUAGCGAUAUUGAGACACAAGCAUUAGUAAAAACGUUCAAACAACAACCUGCUUUCCAGCCUGGCUCCACACCAUCUAAUCUGGAACAUCGUUAUCUUGUAUGGAACGAUGUGGGCAUUGUAACCGCUCACACAGAAGGAGCGGAUGGUUCAUUAGACGUGGAAUUUCACGAUGCCAGCAUACAUCAUUCACUGCAUAUUCCGAACUACAGCAAUCACAACAUGGCUAGUUUAAGUACUAGUGUUCUGGCAUUGUCAGCGGAAAACGCAACAAAGUUGGUUUGCAUUGCACUGGCUGCAUCCGGCAAUAAGGAAUGGUCAGUCACAUUUCCGGAUUGUGAAAGUACCGAGGCGCUGGUCGCUACGAACAAAUUGGUGGGGGUUGUAACUAGCAUGCAAUUUUUGCGUCUAUUCACCGUAAUGGGCACACAGCGUGAAAUAAUUUCUAUACCCGGACCAGUAUUGGCAGUUGCUGGCCAUGAAGACCGUAUAAUAGUGGUUUAUCACAGCGCACCGCCUGGCACCUUUCAACAGCAUUUGUCCGCUAUGCUUAUACAAACGGCGGGAAUGCAGUUACGCACGCAGCACCUUGCAGUACCUUUAACCCCAGAGCGGCGUCUAACAUGGUUAGGUUUUUCGGAUUGCGGCUCACCAGUAUUUGCUGACUCAAUGGGUUUGUUGCAGUUGUACAGUCUUAAGAGUCAAUGUUGGUAUCCAAUCUGCGACACUUUAAAACAAAGUCAAAGUGUAUCGAACAAUUACUUCGUUAUUGCUGUGUCUGAACGUACCCAAAUUAUACAAGCGGUUUUGUGUCGUGGCAGCUCAUAUCCAAUGACAAAUCCGCGACCAAUGACACAGGAAUUGAAUAUGCAGUUGCCCAUAUGUGAUGCCGAAGUGGAAAAAUCUGAAUUGGAGGAUACUUUGGUACGUACUUCUAUUAUGUCCGUGGACAAUGCGGAGAAGACCAUCAAAGAAACCGCAAUCAAGCUUUUCGCAUUAGCCUGCCGUAGUGAAAUUGAAAUGCGCGCCAAAGAACUGAUUGAAACUAUAGCCUGUCCCGAAUUAUUGCUGUUGGCUGUGAAAUACGCUACAAAGUUGGGUCGUAUUCAUCUUUCCGAUCGUUUGUCAGAGCUAAUGCCCCAACUCGAAGAGCAAAAUCAACGUGAACAACAGGAGUUGCACGAAUUUCAGCAACACCACAACAUCAUAGCAUCGCCCGUCAUGCAUUCACAAAGUUCCAGUUUGGGUAACAACCCGACAAGUAGCUUCCGAAUUGCGCCAAAGGCCAUGGAAUUAACACAUGCGAGACGUGCUUCACUGAAACGUUUUGCUCUAUCUAAUUCACCGGCUACUUUUGGCAAAAAAUCUGCAACAAUGAAUACGGCUGAGCAGCCAUCAUCUCCAACACCGACAACCACAAUUUCCGGGUCAAUUGAAUCGCAAGAAAAUUUUCCUGACAAAAAUACAGAAACAUUAGACGUCAGUAAUGGAGAACUAAAAGAAGUCACGCGUACUCCUCUUAACGCAGUGAAUCCAUUUGCGGCCAAACGCAAGCACUCAGAAGUAGAUUCAACGAAUAAAGGCGGUGUUUUAAUUAAUGGAGGCAAGCUGAAGAUUGUUAAAAAAUAAUUAAGUUAAAUACUAAUACUUUGAAAUCAUAUAGUUUGUAGCCUUUUAAGUAUAGUAUUGUUUUUUUGUGUUUUAAAUAUAUUGACUUUGCACUCAUAUUCAGACAA
Molecule: messenger RNA, 3030 nt
Organism: Anastrepha ludens (Mexican fruit fly)
Lineage: Eukaryota; Metazoa; Arthropoda; Insecta; Diptera; Tephritidae
Gene: Ctf4
Product: WD repeat and HMG-box DNA-binding protein 1
Exons: 1
Coding region: 134-2923 (929 amino acids)
Biological process (GO): DNA-templated DNA replication; mitotic cell cycle; DNA repair
Cellular component (GO): nuclear replication fork
Molecular function (GO): chromatin binding; protein binding
Source: RefSeq, a predicted model, not a curated record